Molecule: messenger RNA, 1617 nt
Organism: Sphenostylis stenocarpa
Lineage: Eukaryota; Viridiplantae; Streptophyta; Magnoliopsida; Fabales; Fabaceae
Source: the annotation of a GenBank genome assembly
AUGCAGCGCGUCGUAAGAAAACUAACCAGGAUUCUUUCACACAAACAAGUUGUAGGUUUUCGUAACUAUUACGCUGGCGGGGUUGCGGUUGAUGUUGGACAACCAACCUCUGCAUCUCAUCCGCAGCUAGUGAAAGAUGGGGAGCUCACACCGGGCAUAUCUACGGAAGAAUACAUCCAAAGAAGAAAAAAGUUGUUGGAACUUCUCCCAGAGAAGAGUUUGGCAAUCAUUGCUGCUGCCCCAGUAAAGAUGAUGACAGAUGUCGUGCCUUAUACAUUUCGACAAGAUGCUGAUUACUUGUAUAUCACAGGCUGCCAGCAGCCUGGUGGUGUGGCCAUUUUGGGACACGACUGUGGCUUAUGCAUGUUCAUGCCAGAAGCUAAGCCUUAUGAUGUUAUUUGGCAAGGGCAGAUAGCAGGAGUUGAGGCAGCAUUAGAUACAUUCAAGGCUGACAAGGCAUAUCCAAUAAGAAAAUUGCAUGAGAUCCUUCCAGAUAUGAUAAAGGGAUCAUCAAAAUUGUUUCACAAUGUCCAGACUGCAAUUCCAGCUUAUAUGGAACUGGAAGCCUUCAAAAAACUAGCAUGCUGUAACAAUGUAAUGGAUCUAGCUGUUUAUACUCAUCAACUGCGAUGGAUAAAGUCACCAGCAGAGCUUAAGCUGAUGAAGGAAUCUGCAUCAAUUGCUUGUCAGGCUCUUUUGUUGACAAUGCUACAUUCAAAGACAUACCCUUUUGAAGGUACACUAGCAGCAAAGGUUGAAUAUGAAUGCAAAAUUAGAGGUGCCCAGCGGAUGGGAUUCAAUCCUGUGGUUGGUGGUGGACCUAAUGGAAGCAUUAUACACUAUUCUAGAAAUGAUCAGAGAAUUAAACAAGGAGAUCUUGUUUUGAUGGAUAUUGGAUGUGAGUUACAUGGUUAUGUCAGUGAUCUUACUCGUACCUGGCCACCUUGUGGUAGCUUUUCUUCUGCCCAGGAGGAGCUUUAUGAACUUAUAUUGGAAACAAAUAAGCAUUGUGUGGAACUUUGUAAGCCUGGUGCCAGUAUUCGGCAAAUACACAACCAUUCGGUUGAAAUGCUGCAGAAAGGACUCAAAGAUCUUGGGAUUUUGAGAAGUGUUGGUAGCAGUUCCUACCAUAAGCUGAACCCAACUUCUAUAGGUCAUUAUCUAGGGAUGGACAUUCAUGAUUGUUCAAUGGUCAGCUUUGACUGUCCUCUGAAGCCAGGUGUUGUAAUAACUAUUGAACCAGGAGUGUACGUCCCAUCUUCUUUUAAUGGUCCAGAAAGGUAUCGUGGCAUUGGGAUACGGAUUGAGGAUGAGGUUCUGAUCACAGAAACUGGUUAUGAGUUAUUGCUAAACAACACAGGUCCUAACAGCAUCAAUCCCAAAAGAAGUGAAGCAUCUCGAGUCCUUGCUAAACAAUUUCUGCCAUGGAAUGGGAACGGUGGACAGCCAAAACAACUAAAAAGCUUAGCCCAAUUGAUAUAUUCUCAUGCUUGCAGUUGCAGACAACAACCAGAACAUUUCACCCAGACACCGAAUCUCAACCGUCCAAUGACAAUCGAACGAGUCGUGUUAAAUCAGAUUUAUAAUGCGCUUAGUCCAAUGUCUAUCGAACAGUAG